UGUUUAACUUUUUCAGAUCAUGUACAUGACUUUAUCAAAAUCUUUAACCCUCGUAUGAAAUUGCACGAAGUAUUCCUGAUUUAGCCCGCUUUAUGCGGACAAAGAUUAGCAUUUUUAUACAAAUGUCCUACUUCCUGGUCUCAUGUCGAAAAUAGAAUUCUGUUGUAGCGAGUUGCAGUCACGUUUGAAAUGUCAAAAUCCGGUGAAAAUGAAAUCGUGUCACAGAUUAAUGAUUUAUAAUACCCGUCUCCGAAAACUAUGGUUUGUGACUGAGUAAUGCCAUUGACGUGCAGGUAUUUACUGGUGCUAUGUAUAGCUUGCUACGCGGAUGUAACAGAAGAUUUCUGUCUGGUUUGUGGGCCGCGUCGGUUAACACUGCUACAACAACAACGUCAAGACAGCCAGCGUUGCUAUUUUACUGUCUAAACGAGCAGGGAUUUCAAGGCAUGGCCAAGGCAUUCAAACAGGGGAAGCGACCCAGCUCCGACUUAGCGGCAUUCCGUGAUAUCUUCCACAAAUCCAAGUACAUAGUGGUGUUAACAGGGGCAGGUGUCAGUGCUGAGAGUGGGAUCCCAACGUUUCGCGGAGAGGGGGGAUAUUGGCGGAAGUAUCAGGCGCCGCAUCUCGCCACCCCAGAGGCAUUUGCGCUUGACCCAUCCCUAGUGUGGGAGUUCUACCAUCACAGACGAGAGGUGGUUCUGACCAAGCAACCAAACAAGGCUCACAUUGCCAUUGCUGAGUGUGAGAAGAGACUUAAAGAUGAAGGUCGCUUUCUGGUUGUCAUCACACAGAAUAUUGACGAACUCCAUCGACAGGCUGGCACGCAAAACAUUGAGGAGCUCCAUGGUAGUUUGUUCAAGGUGAGAUGUACAAAAUGUGGGGAGGUGACCUACAACAGAGACAGCCCAAUUUGCCCUGCCCUAAAGGGAAGAGGAGCACCUGGAAAGGAUGUAGAGAAUGCUGCCAUUCCUAUGGAAGAUCUGCCCAGGUGUAAGACGGGAAGUUGUAGUGGAUUACUCCGCCCCCACGUUGUGUGGUUUGGAGAAAGUUUGGACCCAAAAGUCUUAAGAAAUACUGAUGAACAUCUGGAUAAGUGCGAUCUGUGUUUAGUGAUUGGAACGUCAUCUGUUGUCUACCCUGCCGCCAUGUAUGCACCUAGUCUAGCCUCCAAGGGAGUUCCUGUGGCCGAGUUUAACAUUGAAGAGACUCCAGCAACGAACAGACUGGGGUUCCACUUUCAGGGUGCCGCUGGGGAAUGGGUGCCCAAAGCCUUGGCCCCAUGAAGCCUCAGCUCUGCGCGACAGCAAACCUUUUAACGUGCGGAAGUAUGACUGACUGUGUGAUAAACCUUAUGCUGUGAACCUUUUGACAUACACACAUGUUGUGUACAUUGCACUAUUCACAGUUUUUAAGUGAUAUCAUAACAGCUUUGAGCCAGUCAUCAGAACUCUCUUUGGUCAAGUAAAUUUUAACCCAGCAAAUUUUCAACCAGGCGAGAUGGCCUUGAAUAAAGAAUUCCCCAUAGAAAUGAAAAUUAAAGCUUUUUUUAAGAAAUGCCGUUCGGCAAAAGUAAUGACAGUAUGUUACCUAGCCUUCAUAAAGGAUGGUGUUAAUCUUAUUUUAAUCUUAUAUCAGCGCUGUAGAUAACCUUAUAGCAGGAGCCACUUUCACAAAAUUUCUUAACUCGUAUGUCUUGAAACUUUUUUCAUAAAAGACUUACUAUACGUUGUAUAGUUACAAGGCGACAUUGUUUGCAAGAAAAGUUAAGAAAAAUUGGUUUACGAAUCUUUGUGAAAGUGGCUCAGGCCAGUCUUUGUUCUGCCAAAGUUGUAGUGCUGCUUCACUAUAUCACCCUGCAGGACCCGCUCCUUACAGAAUUAAACUUAUAAAGGUGCCUCACUCACCUAAUCUUUUUAGAAUCCGCCAUUGGGAUUGACUGAAAUUGAAAAUUUGUAGGUAUAGUGAUAGGGUAGGAUUAAUUUGUAUGGAAACAGCUAUGUUUUAUAUGUAUGUGUGUGUUACUUUAUCUUGCAAAGAUAUGAACGACAAUAAGACCGAUAUGAAAAAUUAUUAAGGAAUUACUUUUCAUAAUUUUGUACAGUUACAUAUUAAUGGAGAAGAAAAUAAAAACUUUUAUUUAACAUAGAUGGAACAUAAUAAAUGUUUGUUCGCUUACAGUGUUAGUGAUGCAUCACGUUAUCAGAAUUUGUGCUUAUAAAUG
This is a messenger RNA of Liolophura sinensis, 2221 nucleotides long. RefSeq names its product NAD-dependent protein deacylase-like. The record is from RefSeq and is a predicted model, not a curated record. NCBI's taxonomy places the organism in Eukaryota, Metazoa, Mollusca, Polyplacophora, Chitonida, Chitonidae. Gene Ontology annotation, molecular function: protein-malonyllysine demalonylase activity; protein-succinyllysine desuccinylase activity; NAD+ binding. The transcript is spliced from 9 exons. The coding region runs from base 309 to 1283 and encodes 324 amino acids. Gene Ontology annotation, cellular component: nucleus.